This is a messenger RNA of Candida dubliniensis CD36, 1740 nucleotides long. RefSeq lists its product as uncharacterized. Gene Ontology annotation, molecular function: alpha-amylase activity. Bases 1 to 1740 code for a protein of 579 amino acids. The transcript has a single exon. NCBI's taxonomy places the organism in Eukaryota, Fungi, Ascomycota, Pichiomycetes, Serinales, Debaryomycetaceae. The record is from RefSeq and is a predicted model, not a curated record. Gene Ontology annotation, biological process: oligosaccharide catabolic process.
AUGACAAUUGAGUAUACUUGGUGGAAAGACGCUACUAUUUAUCAAAUUUGGCCAGCUUCAUAUAAAGAUUCCAAUGGUGAUGGAAUUGGUGAUAUUCCCGGGAUAAUUUCUACAUUGGAUUAUCUUAAAGAAUUGGGUAUUGAUAUUAUUUGGUUAAGCCCAAUGUAUAAAUCUCCUAUGGAAGAUAUGGGAUAUGAUAUUAGUGAUUAUGAAUCUAUAAACCCUGAUUUUGGUACUAUGGAAGAUAUGCAAAAUUUAAUUGAUGGAUGUCAUCAGCGAGGAAUGAAAAUUAUUUGUGAUUUAGUAGUCAAUCAUACAUCUUCUGAACACGAAUGGUUUAAACAAUCAAGAUCUCUGAAAACAAACCCCAAAAGAGAUUGGUAUAUUUGGAAAAAACCUAAAAUUGACUCUAAAACAGGAGAAAAAUUACCACCAAAUAAUUGGAUGUCAUACUUUUCCGGGUCAGCCUGGGAAUAUGAUGAAUUAACUGAUGAAUAUUAUUUAAGAUUAUUUGCCAAGGGGCAACCUGAUUUAAAUUGGGAAAAUGAAGAAUGUCGUCAAGCAAUUUAUAAUUCAGCCAUGAAAUCAUGGUUUCAAAAAGGGGUUGAUGGAUUUAGAAUUGAUGUUGCUGGUUUAUAUUCUAAAGAUCAAUCAUUCAAAGAUGCUCCUAUUGUUUUCCCUGAUCAAACGUAUCAACCAUCUGGUGAUUUAACUUCUAAUGGACCAAGAAUUCAUGAGUUUCAUCAAGAAAUGUAUCGUGAAGUCACUUCUAAAUAUGAUGUUAUGACCGUAGGGGAAAUUGGCCAUUGUGAUAGAGAUGAAGCAUUAAAAUAUGUUAGUGCUAAAAGAAAAGAAUUAAACAUGAUUUUCUUAUUUGAUUUGGUUGAAGUUGGAUCAAAUGAUCAAGAUAGAUUUAGAUAUAAUGGUUGGAAUUUAAUUGAUUUCAAAAAGGCAAUUAAAAAUCAAAGUGAUUUUAUAAAGGGUACCGAUGCUUGGUCAACUGUUUUCAUUGAAAAUCAUGAUCAACCAAGAUGUAUUUCAAGAUUUGGAAAUACUAAAUCAUUAGAUUCAUCAGUCAAGACUGGGAAAUUAUUAGCCAUGUUACAAACUACAUUAACGGGGACAUUGUUUAUUUAUCAAGGACAAGAAAUUGGAAUGACCAAUUUACCAAGAUCUUGGUCGAUCGAUGAAUAUAAAGAUAUCAAUACCAUUAAUUAUUAUAAAGAUUUCAAAAAGAGAUAUGGUAAUGAACCAGAUUUUAAACAACGUGAAGAAAAAUUGUUAGAUGUGAUUAAUUUAGUGGCAAGAGAUCAUGCUCGUUCACCAGUUCAAUGGAAUGAUAAUGAACCUUAUGCAGGGUUUUCAACACACCAACCAUGGACUAGAGUUAAUGAUAAUUAUAAACAAAUUAAUGUUGCUAAUGAAUUAAAAGAUCCAAAUUCAGUAUUAAAAUUUUAUCAAACUUUAUUGAAAUUAAGGAAAAAUUAUAAAGAUUUAUUUAUUUAUGGAUCAUUUGAUAUUUUAGAUUUCAAUAAUGAAAAAGUGUUCACCUAUAUCAAGCAACAUCAAGAUGGAAGUUUACCUAAAGCUUAUGUGACACUUAACUUUGCAAAUGAACUGAUUCCAUUUAAACCAUUGAUUGAAGGAGAAUUUAAAUUGAUUAGUACCAAUGUCCAACAAUCUGAAUAUGAUACAUCAGUUUUGUCUCCUUAUGAAGGUAGAAUUUAUAUCGUUGAAUAG